AUGGAGCCUAUGCAGCAGCCUUAUAAGUUAGAAAGUUAUAGGAGGAGACUUGAUUUGGAAACAACAUUACAUAAUGUCCAUAAUAAAAUUUGGGCAUUUGUUGAUCAAGAAUGGGAAGUUACAGUUUUGAUGGAUAGGGAACAACAUCUUACUUUGAGGCUUAUCAAUUGGGAUGUAGAUAUGACCAUGAUUGUGACUUUAGUGUAUGCAAAGUGUGACAGCACUGACAUGAUUGAAUUGUGGGAUGACGUAUAUUAUUUGGCUAGGGACAUGACUGAUCCAUGGCUUGUUGCGGGAGACUUUCAUGUAAUAACAGAUGAAUCUGAGAAGUAUGGUGGUCUUCCUGUAUCUUUGAAUGAGGUGGAAGAUUUCAGGCAUUGUAUUUCUACAUGUAAUCUCACAGAUUUGGGUUAUAAGGGGAGUGUUUUUACAUGGUGGAAUGGCAGGGAUGCAGAUGAUUGUAUCUUCAAGAGACUUGAUAGGUGCCUUUCCAAUUUUGAGUUUCAGCAGUUAUUCCCAAGCCUUCAGAUUACUCAUCUAAUUAAAAAUGGUUCAGAUCACUCUCCACUAUUAAUUGAAUUGGAGUUGCAGGCUAACUGGUGUAUAGAAGUGGAGGCUAACUCUUUCUAUGCUUUCAACUCCAAGUUGAAGAAUUUGAAAAAAGCUCUAACUGCAUGGAGUAGAGCAACAUAUGGUGAUAUUUUUCAGCAGAUAACCAACAUGGAGGAGGUGGUUAAGACUAAUGAGGCUAUCUUUGAAGCAUAUCCUUCAUAUGCAAAUAGAGAGCAGCUGAAUAGAAUAAAUGCAGAAAUGACUAGAUUGCUGAGUAUUGAGGAAGAAUUUUGGAAGCAAAAGGCUGGUAUGGCAUGGUUCCAGGAUGGUGAUAAAAAUUCCAAGUUCUUCCAUGCUCAUGUCGAUAGUAAGAGCAAGAGAUUACAACUUAGAAGAAUCCAAUAUGCUAAUGGCCAAUGGCUUGAAAUAGAUGCAGAAAUUGCUGAGGAAGCCAUUAGAUUUUAUCAGGCUCAAUUUCAUGAAACUACUCCACCAACGCAGUUUGAUAUCUUGGAACACAUCCCAAGACUUGUAUCUCAGGAGCAAAAUGCAGCAUUAGUGGAUGGGACAACCAAAAAGGAGGUUAAGUGUGCAGUAUUUGGCCUUAAUAGUACUUGUACAGCAGGGCUCAGAACUUCCCAGGUAUAUCACCCAUACAAACCUUAUACUGUUGUCAACAAGGUGUUUUCUAGGGUGGUUCAUGAAAGACUGGCCCUUUUAAUUCCUGAGCUCAUAUCUCAGAAUCUGGCUGGAUUUGUUAGGGGUAGGAGUAUUGUGGAAAACAUUUUGUUAACUAAGGAGAUCAUCAUUGAAAUUAGGCUCAGAAUAAAUAAAGGCAAGAAAAGUGGAAAUCAAAUUGUGCCCAAUGUUGUAAUGAAGCUGGAUAUGACUAAGGCAUAUGACAGACUCUCAUGGAUUUUCCUCACUAAGGUUGAGGAGGUUACUGGUAUUAAAAGGAAGAAUUUUCCUUUAAUGUACCUCGGGUGCCCAAUCUAUUAUGCUAGAGCUUGUAUGGCUUUCUACUCAGAAUUGAUUACCAAGUUCUUUUGGAGUAACAAAAUAGGAGAAUGGCAAAGGCAUUGGGCAGGUUGGGAUAUAGUUUGUUUGCCUCUUGAUGAGGGUGGUUUGGGUUUCAGUUGUUUGAGAGACAUAUCAUUGACUUUAUUUACCAAACUUUGGUGGAAUUUUAGAACCAAGCCAACUCUGUGGAGUGCAUUCAUGAGUAACAAAUAUUUGAAUAAUAAUAAUCCUAUUCUAGUUCCUUGGAAAAAAGGAUCGCAUAUUUGGAGGAAGAUGUUACAGGCCAAAGAUUUUAUUGAUCAUGAGAUAUGGUGGCAAUUGAAGAUGGGAUCAUCACUUUUAUGGUUAGACAAUUGGACAGGUCUUGGUCCAUUGUAUUUCCUCAUAGAACCAGAUUUCUAUUGUGAUGAAGGCAUUAACAAUGUUGCUGAUGUAGUUACUGAUGGCAUGUGGAAUGAGGCUUUGAUCAGAAAUAUACUGCCUGAGGAUCUAGCUGAAUACAUUUUGAGUGACAUAGAACCUCCAAUUGGUGGAAAUGAUCUUGAUAUUUUGGAGGUUGUCAACAGAUGGACAAUUCAGUGUUAA
Lycium barbarum (goji berry) is the source of this 2157-nucleotide messenger RNA. RefSeq lists its product as uncharacterized. The transcript is spliced from 5 exons. NCBI's taxonomy places the organism in Eukaryota, Viridiplantae, Streptophyta, Magnoliopsida, Solanales, Solanaceae. The record is from RefSeq and is a predicted model, not a curated record. Bases 1 to 2157 code for a protein of 718 amino acids.